ACUGACCAGUAUGCAUAGCUCCGAUCCAUCUCUCCUACUCAAGCCAAUCGCGCGGCGAGACAGAUCAACAUAAUCUCGGAGAUUGUGCUGGAGGCACUUCUUCAGUGCGACUCGCCAAGGAGAUUCAUUGAGUCCCCGAAGCGCUCAGAUGAUUCCCACUUGAUCCAUAAUGAAGGGCAAACUGAAGCCAGAGGUGGCGGUGUGACCUUGCCCCGUGAUCUGCAGGAAAAUCAUCGGUGCCCUCCGGCCAGUCAUCGCAGAGAAACAGCUCGUGGUCCGAACCCUGCUGGACUGGCUGAACGAGCACCAAAUGUUCAGACAGGGUAUCAAGCCUAUCUCACAGAAACUGCGGGAGGCAGCCAACGAAAGGCCGUUCCAGCUGCGCAGGGACCAUUGGAUCCUUUCCCUCCCUUGUCGACCAACUUGAUGACGACUACUCUUGAAACCGGAGUUGGGAACGACACGAUCCAGACAAGCUGUUGCAGCUGUGGCGGGCAUAAAACCACUUCGAUUCCACCGAUGCAGUCUGUUUCGAACGUAGAAGAGGAGGAACAGAAGCAGAGCUUUGGCAGCGGCGAAUAUCUAGACUGCCUGGAAUACUCUGGACCGUCAAGCCUCAACGAUGAAAACAGAAUGACUGCCGAUUCUGGUACUUGGACCGCAAGUCAACCUCAGAACAAGACCACGGCGAACGCAGCUCCAUUUGCGGCGACCUGGGCAAAGGUUGCAGCGAUCAAGCCGACUGAGCCGGUUUCCUUUGGUCGUUCGCAGCGUUCGGCCACCUUCCCCUUGAGCAAUGGGCCCGCGAGGCCUACGAGAAAAUAUAGCGUUGCACGACAAAGCGAGCCCAUUGCUGAGCAGGGCAGGGUCGUAUGGCUCGUCAAUUGUCCGGAAAAGAUGACGCUUCGCGAGGUCUCAAAGAAGAUCAUUGAGGGUGCGCUAAUGUCUGUUGUCUUUGUCGAUGAUCAUGAUGAAAUCUGCCCGGGUCGCGCGGCCUGUGUCAUCUUCCAAAAGGCAGAGGCGGCGCAGGAGUUUUAUGAAGCCAAUCGAGCAGUCCCGCCCGAGGGGCAGACGUCCAAAUAUGGCAAAGGCGUGCGGGUUGAGAUGGGCGGAAAUUUCCCAGCGGAUGAAGAUAUCCAGAGCAUGAAUAUGUUUCCAAAUGGUGCGCGUCGCCGCCUUACAUUUGUACGUUCGCAGCUCUUUGUCGGCCUUUCUCGAGCCAGGUUCGAGCGCGACAUCAAGGCCAUUGCCGGCGCAGAUAAUGUCGAGUUGAUCCAUAUUUACAAUACGGGCAACGCUACCGUGGUGCUGGCCAGUGUCAAAGUGGCAAAGGCAUUGCUGAAACAUUUUCAAAUGUACGCAGCUCGGGACGGACCUUACAAGGACGUGGAGGUUAGCUAUUCCAAGGACCCCUGCGAGGCUGAGAUGCGACUCAUCUCGGCCUUUAUGGGAUAGAUCUUGAAGGUUGUGGAUGCAGAAACGAGUGGGGAUGUGAAUCAUGAAUCAUUGGAGUUUAAAAUUGUAUCUUAACAGUGGAAAGUCUGGACAUGGUGCAUUAUCAAUAAGUCUGAGAGAACUGUUUGUUACAAAAAAGACGACGCAAUGUGUUUGAAGCGGGAGGCCAGAUUGAAGUGCUCAUGUGCGCGCGAUGCAUCGAGACUACAGAGGGU
This is a messenger RNA of Xylona heveae TC161, 1670 nucleotides long. RefSeq lists its product as hypothetical. The record is from RefSeq and is a predicted model, not a curated record. The transcript has a single exon. The coding region runs from base 427 to 1455 and encodes 342 amino acids. NCBI's taxonomy places the organism in Eukaryota, Fungi, Ascomycota, Xylonomycetes, Xylonales, Xylonaceae.